UGCUCUCGUGAGCCUGCUCGGCUCCUCCUCCUCUUCCCCCCCCCUCCGAUCGGACCGUGGUCCCCUUGGCUUGGGGCUUCUCCUGCCCUCCUUCGCCGCUCGUCGGGCGGCCUAAGAAGAAACUUCACUGGGUUAAAGAAAAAACCCAGUUGCUGCUGUACAGCAGCAGCUACCCAGCUGCUGUUGUGCCUGAGAAUCUUCAGUUCAGUUCCAAAACUUGCUUGAACACUUGUCAAAUGACGUCAAUGGCCAGCCUGUUCUCUUUUACUAGCCCAGCUGUAAAGCGUCUUUUGGGCUGGAAACAAGGCGAUGAAGAGGAAAAAUGGGCAGAAAAAGCAGUUGAUGCUCUGGUUAAAAAACUGAAAAAGAAAAAAGGAGCCAUGGAGGAGCUGGAGAAAGCACUGAGCAGUCCUGGACAACCCAGUAAAUGCGUUACUAUUCCUCGUUCGUUAGAUGGGCGACUUCAAGUUUCUCACCGCAAGGGCCUUCCUCAUGUUAUUUACUGUCGUGUUUGGCGUUGGCCUGACCUGCAGAGUCAUCACGAGCUGAAGCCGUUGGACGUUUGUGAAUUUCCUUUUGGAUCUAAGCAGAAGGAAGUCUGCAUCAAUCCAUAUCAUUACAAAAGGGUAGAGAGCCCAGUUCUGCCUCCAGUAUUGGUGCCAAGGCAUAGUGAAUUCAACCCACAGCAUAGCCUUCUGGUUCAGUUCAGGAACCUGAGUCACAAUGAACCGCACAUGCCACACAAUGCUACUUUUCCAGAUUCGUUCCAGCAGCCUAACAGCACUCCAUUUCCCAUUUCUCCAAGUAGUCCGUAUCCACCUUCUCCAGGCGGCAGUACUUACCCAAAUUCGCCAGCCAGUUCUGGACCUUCUAGUCCAUUUCAGCUACCAGCAGAUACACCACCACCAGCAUAUAUGCCUCCUGAAGAUCAAAUGGGGCAAGAUAAUUCACAGUCUAUGGACACAAGCAAUAAUAUGAUCUCUCAGAUAAUGCCAAAUAUUUCCAGUAGAGAUGUUCACCCUGUGGCCUAUGAAGAGCCCAAGCACUGGUGUUCAAUUGUGUAUUAUGAAUUAAACAAUCGAGUUGGGGAGGCAUUUCUUGCAUCUUCCACUAGUAUUUUAGUAGACGGUUUUACAGAUCCUUCUAAUAACAAGAACAGGUUCUGCUUAGGUUUGCUCUCCAAUGUCAAUCGCAACUCAACAAUUGAGAACACCAGGAGACACAUUGGAAAAGGUGUUCAUCUCUACUAUGUUGGUGGUGAAGUCUAUGCCGAAUGCCUGAGUGACAGCAGCAUAUUUGUACAGAGUCGGAAUUGCAACUACCAUCAUGGAUUUCACCCUACAACUGUCUGCAAAAUUCCUAGCGGCUGCAGCCUGAAGAUUUUUAACAACCAGGAAUUCGCUCAGCUUCUAGCUCAGUCGGUCAAUCAUGGAUUUGAGGCAGUAUACGAGCUCACCAAAAUGUGCACAAUUCGGAUGAGUUUUGUGAAGGGAUGGGGAGCAGAAUAUCAUCGGCAAGAUGUCACAAGCACUCCAUGCUGGAUAGAAAUCCAUCUUCAUGGGCCUCUGCAGUGGCUGGAUAAAGUACUCACCCAGAUGGGAUCCCCUCUUAAUCCCAUCUCUUCUGUUUCAUAGUGCCAAAGAAGUUUUUUCAACCAUAACUUUAGUGACCAUUUUCUAAUUCUACAGACACUUCCAGUGUGGAUACUGUAAGAACAUACUACACAUUAGCUUUCUUCUAGCAAUGACCAAUUCCAUUGUUUUUUAUCGCUCUUCGUUUGAUUUUUUGAUAUUAAGGAAACAGCCAAGUUGGGAAGAAAACUGAGAAUUCAGGAUUUUAUUUUUCCUUGAUACACAUAUUUAAUAAUCAUCAACUCCACUGAAAAUAUUUUUAUGUGUCUUCUAGGAACACAUUUUGAACUGGUUCUUUUUUUCGGAGGGGGGAGGGAAUAACAUUUAUCUUUUUCCUAAAUUUGUUUAUUUCCAGUUUACAAGUUUUUAAUGUUGUAUAAUGGAUAAUGUCCGUAAACAAAGCUAGCUUUAUUACACCCAAGAUUGCCUUUAGCUUGAGUAAAUAAUGUGACUUAAGUAUAUACAUGUUAAAAACACGUUACAGAUAGUGGUAUUAGAAUGCAUUACUGCAAGUUCUGUGGUAAAUAGUGGUUUUAUCUAUACCCCAGUUCAAUUUAAUACUGCCUUUACAGUGCAAUUGUAUGCAUGUAUACUCAAUGGAACAUUGAGCUACUGGAACUUACUCCCAGACAAGUGUAAAUAGGAUGCUGUCUUUAGUCAAUUGUUCUUAAACAUUUGAUUCAAGACACUCUGUUUUGCUUAGACUAGUCAGUAUUUUCCCUUGACUUACAUUCAUGCUGUGGGCUAGGCCUUGACAAAGUGUAGCUUUUUAGGAAAUCCAUGCCUUUUAUAGUGCAAAACAGUGCCAUUUUGUAAAUAACAUUACGAGGCAUUGCUCACCUUUCCAUUUUAUUUUGCCUCUCUGUAGCUGGUAUCCUGGAGGCUUCCUAAUGUCACACUUGGUUUUAAUAAUCACACACACACACACACACACACACACACAGUAUUAAUGAAUGUCCUUCCUAAUGUUACUGCUGGUUUUAAUAAUUCCCCUCCUCCAGUAUUAAUUACAACCGUGGUGUACUUUACAUUUAUAACCAGAAUAUCAGGACUCUCACUUUGCUAAGUGAUGCCUUUUAAAUUACUGAGGCAGACUAGGCCUUCGAUAACAAAAAGAUCAUUGCCAUUUGGUGGCUGGAGCCUAAUAGAAGAAGUCAAGGAUCUUAAGCCCUCAUAUAACACAGCAGCUCUUCAGCAUCAUCUGUCAAAUGAAUUGUCAGUUUUAUGGCCUUUUGUUAAUAAACCUACUAAAGGGCUCUAACUGAUGCAGAGAUGAAUGGUAGGAUUUUGGUGAAUAUGGAUAUGAAUGUGGAAGUCCUCCUGUCUUAAGAGGCUACUGGUGGUGUCCAUUCAGGCAUAUUUCUUUAUCAGUACAAGUGGGGGGGGAUGUAUGCCUAAGUAUCCAGCAAUUACCAGUGCAGUUAAAUCUGAUAAAGUUUCUGGAAGUUCUCCCUUCCCUCAGCAACCCAAGAAGGCCUGUAUUCUUUUGCCAUGUAUUUUCGUUUGCUUUAGGAUGCUAAAGCCAACGCUAAGUACCAUACUAAAUGCAUUGGCUUCUGAAGAUGUGGUCCACCAAAAAUAGUUCUCAGUGAGCCUUUCCCCAGUGACAGUAGUUAAAGCUACGCUUUCUCUAUGGGACCACCUGUUUCUAGUCCUAUGUGGAUUCUACCCAGACUACAGGUGGUGGUGGUUGCCUUCAUUUUAAAGCUUAGCAUUCUGAGGAUGCUGAAGCCUUUACCCAGAAUUGGUGGUGGCAGAACGCAAUUUCUAGUCCCUAUGGCUCUGAAGAUAGCCUUCUAGCUUACAGAUUUCUAGCUGUGUAGGAUUUCCAGUGAUGGUCGAGGCUUUGAUGCCCUGUGUAGCAACUUGGCUUCCCACUGAAACAGAAUAAAAGGAUGCAAAUCCGAAGUCUGGCUUUACUGGGAUGGGAUAUGUUUUUCCCUAGCCAGCUUUGAUCAAUAGCUGUUCCCUGCCCUCUUACCAAGAUGUGAUGUCUGGCUGUGCCUUCAGCUAUAGCUGGUGGAGGGGAUUUCUCAGGGGAAUGAAAUCUAGAGAGAGUAAAUGGAGCAGGAAUGGCCAGGAGGGUAGGCUGUGGUCUGCUUGUUGAUACUGGGAUUCUUGCAGAAAAUGUCGAUUGGCUGUGAUCUAAUCCAGCAAAGCACUUCUUAUGUUAAGUGAGUGUAUACCUGAGAUCACUGAACACAGGUGAAACAGUUGAGACAUCAGAGUAUGUAUUUGUGCUUUAUUAAUUUUAAAACCAAUUAGUGGUGGGGAAAAUAGGCCACACAAGACUGAAGUUGACUUCUCCCAAAUUUAAAAGAUCAGCUACUUUAAAGACUCCUGGAAUUGCUUUGCUGAUCACACAGAGCUAACUAUCUGUAGUCUAUGGUUAGAUGGUGAGAGGAGUGUUAAUCAUGUUCCCACAACUCCUUAAAUGCUGGUAAGCUCAGUAUUGGCCGUAGUCACUGCCAUACUUUAUUGCAGGAAGUGAACUCUUAAUUGUGUAUUCUAUGGUGACAUGUUUGUGAGGAAACUUUCAAAACUCUAGAAGACUAUGAAAAGGCUACUUGGUUAUUAGCAAAUGUGAUCGUGUGGAACAUCUGGACAUAGUCAUGUUUGUAAAUUUUAAUGGAUCUACUCCCAAGUCAAACUUAGUUGAAUGCCACCCAUCAGUGCCACGGAAGUUGUGUUGUGCUUAUAUGGUAGUCCUGCCAGGGUCUUCAAGAAUUUACAUAUUAUAAUAAAUACUUUGAAAUUGCCUUAAAGGGAAAACAAAUAUGACUUUCACAAAGUUGUACCAUUCUUUUGUAUACAUACUAGUUUCUACUUGAUUUUAGAAGCAAAAAACCCCACCCUUUCCCAGUCUUUCUUUUUUUAAAAAAGAGAAGUAGAUGGUCUUAUUUUGUUGCCUUAUAUUUUAGUCAACUCCUUGCUUAAAACUACAGCCAAUAUUUGCCUUUGCUGGGCAUGCUGCUAGCUGAGCAAGAUCUGCUGGGGUGUUCUCCUGUGCAAACCUCACGGAAAUUACCAGGAGCUGCACAGGGGGAAUUGCUCCCCAGAAGUUGUAGUGGCUCCAGAUGUUCUGUGUUUGCACUUGACCACCUUGCCUAUAUAACACUAAAGAUGAUACCAUCUUUUAACACAUUUCAUUGAAUUAAAAACAAUAAAUGAUUUGCAAGUUAAUUCUGCCGUGUUAAAAGAUUUGGCCUUUGUAACUAACUUCCUGAAGAUUCCUACUCUUUAAGCCAUCUAAAAGCCUUAAGAGUGUUUGCCAGGUACCAGUACUAACCAGACCUUCUGACUUUGCAUGCAGUCUGAGCAAUAUUACUCUGUGUAUGCAGUCAAAAAAAAUAUGUAUUGCACUUUUCAAGAGCAAGAAUAGUACAUAAAUUGCUAGUGCAUUUUUUUUUGGGGGGGGGGGAGACUAUUACCAGCAAUGAUAUGAGUAAACUUGCUCCUGGUUUUCCCUUUAUCCUUUGGAGGGAGAAACUUAUUAAAUGCUGAUACAUCAGCUUGCCUUUUUGUUGUGAUUCUCCAUCUCUAAGAUUUACUUGUAUAUUCAGACUGAGUUGCCAAUUAUUUAGUUCUGUUUCAGUGGAUGUGUAGGCAUCUGACAUAGGUUUCACUACAAGCUGCCAUGCUUGCAUUGUGGUGUAUGUAAGAAUGGAAGGAGACUUAUUUGUUUCCAGAUUUAGCUUGAGUCACGGUGUUCUCAUUUUUGUAGAAACUGAGUAGACUAUCUCAUUCUUGCAGUUUACAACUUUUUAUGCCUAUCGCUGGCCUCUUUUGGCCAUCUCUUUUUUGGGGGAGAGUAAAUGGCCAUCCAACCACCCAUGGAGGAUAUGUGCUUUGACUUUGUUCUCAAUAAUACUUCUGGUGGGUAUUAAGAGGUACUAGACAAAUUAACUUCAGCGUAAAUUGCAAGUUUUCAUUGGAAAAUUGAUUUAACUAUAUUGUGCAAGAUUCUUGUUGCAUCUGGCUAGAUUGCUGACUUGCUGAAGGGACCAAAAUGUGCCUCUGGAUUAAUUUAUUUUAAAAAAUUCUAAAAUGCCCUACUUUCUUUCUACUUCGUCUUCACAAUAACUAAAGUUGGUUCUACAGCAAGCAUGGAUGAAUUCAGGUUUGAAUCUUCUGGCUGAAUUAAGAAUUCAAACAUCUCACAUCCAAAAUUUCUGUUCUCUUACGGCAUCACACUUUCUACUCCUACAGAUAAUCUAUGUAAAAUGCUGUUUCACAAAAGUAACUAUGUAACAGCCUUGUAAUUUGAAUAUUUUUAAAAAACCAUGCAUUUAUUUCACAGUAUUACUAAUGUUUACCUGAUAAAAACAGACGGUCUUGUAGUCUGUGCCUGGAAAACAUCUAAAUAUGUCAAACACUUUCUCCCUCAAGCUAAUAAAGAGUUAUUAUUGCCUGAAUUGUUGCUAGAUAGCAGUAUUUUAAAAUAAAAACAACCUUUUUGGGCAGCA
Podarcis muralis (Common wall lizard) is the source of this 6097-nucleotide messenger RNA. RefSeq names its product SMAD family member 5 (gene SMAD5). Gene Ontology annotation, biological process: cell differentiation; anatomical structure morphogenesis; transforming growth factor beta receptor signaling pathway. Gene Ontology annotation, molecular function: I-SMAD binding; DNA-binding transcription factor activity, RNA polymerase II-specific; RNA polymerase II cis-regulatory region sequence-specific DNA binding. The record is from RefSeq and is a predicted model, not a curated record. Lineage: Eukaryota; Metazoa; Chordata; Lepidosauria; Squamata; Lacertidae. Gene Ontology annotation, cellular component: heteromeric SMAD protein complex.